AUGUCUGUUGCAAGGAAUUCAACUGCUUCUGGUGGGAAGAACUACGAUUCGAUCAUGAAGAUUUUGCUUGUUGGUGAUUCUGGUGUUGGGAAAUCCUGUCUGCUGGUUCGGUUUGUGGAGGACCGGUUCAAUCCGUCGUUCAUCACGACUAUUGGGAUUGAUUUCAAGAUUAAGACUGUCGACAUAAACGGGAAGAAGGUAAAGCUGCAACUGUGGGACACUGCUGGGCAGGAGAGGUUUAGAACAAUUACCACUGCGUACUACCGUGGUGCUAUGGGUAUUAUAUUAGUGUACGACGUCACGGACGAGAGAACGUUCAAUAAUAUCAGACAGUGGUUCACGACGGUCACGGAGCAUGCCAACGACGACGCGCAGCUGCUGUUGGUCGGUAACAAAAGCGACAUGGACACGAGGGUUGUCUCGCGCGAACAAGGUGAAACACUGGCAGCCGAGCUGGGGUUGCCCUUCGUGGAGUCCAGUGCCAAGGACGAUGACAACGUCAACGAAAUAUUCUUUACACUGACCAAGUUGAUCCAGGACAAGAUCGACGCAAACACGGUCUCUACUGGGAAUGGCAAGGGUGGGAACAUAAACAUCAAUUCCAGCAGUGCGAAGAGUAGCAGCAAGUCGAAUUGCUGUUAG
This is a messenger RNA of Huiozyma naganishii CBS 8797, 642 nucleotides long. It is a transcript of the gene SEC4, whose product is annotated as Rab family GTPase SEC4. The transcript has a single exon. Gene Ontology annotation, cellular component: endosome; plasma membrane. The coding region runs from base 1 to 642 and encodes 213 amino acids. Gene Ontology annotation, molecular function: GTP binding; GTPase activity. NCBI's taxonomy places the organism in Eukaryota, Fungi, Ascomycota, Saccharomycetes, Saccharomycetales, Saccharomycetaceae. The record is from RefSeq and is a predicted model, not a curated record. Gene Ontology annotation, biological process: protein secretion; protein localization to plasma membrane; regulation of exocytosis.